AUGACGCGCAAACUCUGCCUCGGCUUGCGCAAAGCGCGGUGCGGCGAGAAGAGGCAGAGAGAGCGAGCGAGGGAGAGGGAGAGCCCGUCAGAGGGCGAAAUGGAGACUCUCCUCAGGCGAGAGAUGGCGAAGAAGGGCGACGUGGAGAUGAGUCUACAUGUAUCGCCCUCGCUGGUGAGGCAGAUGGAGAUGGAUGAUGGUGGAUGGGGGCCAGGGUGGGAAGAGGAGCGAAGAGCCAGCCAGCAGGGGACGGCCACGCGAGACCUGCAGACCAGCCAAGGAAGACGCAGAGAAGAGAUGAAGACAGCAGAGAAAAAGAGUAACAACUGA
Messenger RNA from Microsporum canis CBS 113480, 330 nucleotides. RefSeq lists its product as uncharacterized. The coding region runs from base 1 to 330 and encodes 109 amino acids. NCBI's taxonomy places the organism in Eukaryota, Fungi, Ascomycota, Eurotiomycetes, Onygenales, Arthrodermataceae. The transcript has a single exon. The record is from RefSeq and is a predicted model, not a curated record.